UGCGCCCGCUUUGGGUCAAAUUGCUGGGAGAGAACAGGCCCUUAUCUGCAGAGAAUACUUAUGAGCUGAGCUGUGAGGUCGUCGGCUCCCGACCUGUGCCUACGAUCACUUGGUGGAAGGGAAGUGUCCAAAUGAAAAACACCAGAGAGACGACGAGUCCGGAUAGCAAUACAACUACCAGUGUGUUAACAUUUGUUCCGUCGGUCGACGAUGGUGGUAAAUAUUUGUCAUGCCGCGGACAGCAGCAACUUAUUCCGGAUAGUGGUAUAGAAGACGGCUGGAAACUGGAUAUACAUCAUGUUCCUUUGGUGACUUUGGAACUUGGAAGCAACUUAAAUGGAAGCGUUAUCAGGGAGGGUGUAGACGUUUACUUCGAGUGCAACAUCAAAUCGAAUCCAUGGGUCUACCGUGUUAGCUGGAGACACAAUGGCAAAAUGUUAUUCAGCAAUGCCACGCUUGGAACUAUAGUCAGCAAUCAGAGUCUCGUUCUGCAAUCUGUAACGAGGGCUAGGACGGGCCUUUACACCUGUGUCGGAAGCAAUCAUGAGGGAGAUGGAGAAAGCAAUCCCGUUCAGCUCGAUGUGAAAUUUGCUCCGGUAUGCAGGCCAGGUCAACCGAAAAUCUACGGGGUGGCUCGACAGGAGAUAGCCAGAAUACCUUGCGAACUAGAAGGCAAUCCCACGGAUAUCCAGUUCACGUGGAAGUUUAAUAAUAGCGCGGAAGCGAUUGAUAUACCCCAAUCCCAUGUAGCUACGGACCGGUCCCGAAGUGUGGCCGCAUACACUCCGAUGACCGAAUUAGAUUACGGCACCCUUCUCUGCUGGGGUCGCAACGAGAUCGGAGUCCAGAAGGAGCCGUGCAUUUUCUACAUAAAUCCCGCCGGAAAACCGGAUGCUUUGUCAAAUUGCACUAUACAGAACCAAACAGUAGAAUCUGUUCACGUCGAGUGCAUCGAGGGUUUUGACGGCGGACUCCGCCAAGUGUUUGUUAUGGAGGUCUACGACACCCAAUCCCGCAAAUUAGUGAGCAACGUGACAUCGCCGAGUCCUGUCUUCACCGUGGCCGGCCUCGAAUCCGGAUUAGGUUUCGACAUUGGUUUGUACGCCGCAAAUAAGAAGGGUCGCAGCGCUCUGAACCAUCUGCAAGCGUUCACUUUGAAAUCAGCAGAAAAACAUACAGAAGCAUUAAAAUCGCGAAAACCGACGCCCCCGGAAAAUUGUACGGUUUCACAGCAGACCCUGUAUUAUCUGCAAAUCAAAUGUCGGGCGCCGGAAAGGCAUGAAGGUGAAGAGUUUUCGACGUUUCUAUUACAAGUCUAUGAUGCCAACACUAGACUGCUCCUGGGCACGGCGACCUCUCACACACCGGAAGCUAUUACUAUCACGACGCUUCCUCGCGACCACGAUACUCUGCUCCUUUUUGUUAGGACGAUGACGGCCAAGUCCGUUAUAAGCGAUGCAUCCAUUAUUUACGCCCCUUCAGCAGCGACCCGCACUGGCGCUGGGACGCCUGUCUUUCUUCACAUUACGCCAAUAUUGGGUGCGCUAAUCGGAGUAGUUGCCGCAUUAAUAUUAGUUGCCAUCAUAAUAGUGGUGGUGAUACGAUUACGCGGCGGCGGCGAAAAUGACGAUAAGGACUACGAUGACGGCGGGCUUUCCUCUUCGGGGAGGAGGUGUGUGGCCGGAAGCGGUGACAAAGCCAGCACUGAACCCUUGAACAAAGAUCUUAAUGACAGCAUUGAUAGUCUGGAAGAGAAAAACCCUGAUAUAAUACCGCAAAAUAACAUGGAGGAGGACUAUCAGGAUGAAGAACGAGCCUUCGAGCGGCUCAACAACGCCUCGUUACGCACGUACAGCCGGAUGCAGAGUCCCAAAUUAAGGAACAUCCCAUACGAUUACAAGACGAACGACGAAAUAACAUACGCAGAGUUAUCCAUUGGCAACCAGCAAAUGCCGCACGUCAUUUACAACCAACAGGCCAUUCCAAUGUCCGUAAUAAGAAGACAGGAGCCCACCGUCUAUGCUCAGAUCGAUAUAAACAAACGGAUUCCGACCUGCAUGCAACCACUCAGCCCACCUCAUCCCUCUACUUUUCAGGGAAUGCAGCAUCUUCCCACUUACAUGCCCCGCCAGAUCAGAGAUGAUUCUCAUUUGCAUCAUGAUACAAUGAACGCCGAGACACCAUUGAUAACUCCCAGGGACGCAAGCGCCCUUCAGCCACUACUAGAUGUAUCUACUAGGGCUCCAACAAUAACUUCAACGCUCCCACGCGUCGUUACGGCCACUAGGUUCUGACCAAGUCAAGUGGAGUUUCAUUAAAUCCUCAAUAGGAAUUUGAGGAAAGAGAAGGAAAUAAAAAAAUAGCGAAAUAAAACGAAAAAAGAGAUAAGAAAUUAAAAGUACCUACAUAUUAAAUAUAUAGAAAGAGAGAACUCUGAAGAAUGUUUAAGUGUUUUGUGAGCACAUUCCGAAUUAACUAUGUGUUUGGAUGUAUUAGUGUCACAACGAACUAUCUUAAGGGACCGUUGGUCCUCUAACUUUUUCCCCAUUCCAUUCAAUCAUUCAUUAUUAACAAUCCGAAUUUGUUGGUGAGAGGAGAAAAAAUAUUGUAUAAAAGUUUUUUAUAGCUGUGAAAUCAAUGAUGUAUAACAUAAAUAUAUAUAUAAUGAAAUAAG
This is a messenger RNA of Nicrophorus vespilloides, 2674 nucleotides long. RefSeq lists its product as uncharacterized. Gene Ontology annotation, molecular function: protein binding. The transcript is spliced from 10 exons. The record is from RefSeq and is a predicted model, not a curated record. The annotation marks the transcript as partial. Lineage: Eukaryota; Metazoa; Arthropoda; Insecta; Coleoptera; Silphidae.